Lottia gigantea (owl limpet) is the source of this 1212-nucleotide messenger RNA. RefSeq lists its product as hypothetical. Lineage: Eukaryota; Metazoa; Mollusca; Gastropoda; Lottiidae. Gene Ontology annotation, biological process: G protein-coupled receptor signaling pathway. The transcript has a single exon. Gene Ontology annotation, cellular component: neuron projection; membrane. The record is from RefSeq and is a predicted model, not a curated record. Gene Ontology annotation, molecular function: peptide binding; G protein-coupled opioid receptor activity. The coding region runs from base 1 to 1212 and encodes 403 amino acids.
AUGAUCGAAAAUGUAACUGAUUUAGAUUGUGAUUUUUGUAAUAGUACCACAGCUUCAAAUAUUACCGGAAGUGAUGACCAAAUAUCAGACAUACUAAAGAUCAUACCUAUAGUUUUGGUACUAUGUUAUGUGAUCGUUCUGUUCGUUGGAUGGAUUGGGAAUGGCUUGGUGAUAUAUGUAGUUGCUAGGUUCAGUAAAAUGAAAACUGUGACUAAUAUGUAUGUUCUAAAUCUAGCCGUGUCUGAUGUGAUGUUUAUUUUCAGUUUACCAUUUUUAACAACUACGACCCUGUUAGGAUACUGGGUAUUUGAUUUCGUAAUGUGUAAAAUCUAUUUUGUUCUGUACUCAAUCAAUGUAUUUACUAGUGUGUUUACAUUAACUGUGAUGAGUGCUGACAGAUAUCUUGCUGUUUGCCAUCCGGUUAGAUCGGUAAAAUAUCGAACCCCCCGUAUUGCUCUAUUUGUGUGCCUGUGUAUCUGGACUAUAUCAUUUUUAGUGAUGCUUCCUAUUAUACUUUAUUCAACAACUGUUCCACAUCGUCUCUACCCAGAUAAACAUACCUGUACCAUUAAAUGGCCUAAUGGUCAGCUAAUACCGGCAGGCCAGGCGUUUAUUUGGUAUACAUUUUUACUUGGUUUUGCUAUUCCCGUGUCUUUAACGUCGGUUUUCUACUUUCUUGUAGUUUUGCGUCUAAAAACCGUUGGCCCCGUCAAAAAAUCUAAAGAGAAAAAGAAAUCACACAGACGUGUAACAAGGAUGGUACUUUCCGUCAUUUCUGCCUAUGUAGUAUGCUGGCUACCAUAUUGGUUAUUUCAAGUAUAUAUUAUUGUAAGGGAGCCACCAGUGCUAGUUCCAUGGAAGGUUAUACUAUUUAACUCCUUUACAGUACUAACCUAUACAAAUAGCAUGUUAAACCCCUUUCUCUAUGCAUUUUUAAGUGAGAAUUUUAGGAAAAGUUUCAUGAAAGCCUUCAAAUGUGUUUCACCAACUGACGCCAACAAAUCUCUAUGUCAUGAAAACAGUAUGUUUCCAAAAAAUAAUCAGAAUUUUGGACGAUCUGUCGUGACAACGAUAGAGGAUCGACUGGAAAUGUCAACAUUCGAACCAGGCCAAAAUAACAUUGAUGCGACACCAAUGCUUCCUAAGGAAAACCACUUAACUACGACAACAUUACCGGAUGAACAAUGUUUAUUGAAACCGGUGGCUCUGUAG